UAUCGUCUUCAUAAAAGGUCAACAAACCAUGACAUAAUGAAACAAUCCGAUGACGACAAUGUCGAUUGUGAUGUAUGUGUAACCUGGAUAGAGCAUAAUGAUAAAGCAAUCAAGGCCAGAAACGAAUAUCAAAAUGACUUAGAAAAAGCUAAUACUUCUUCUGAUAUUUUUGUAGCUGCUGAUUUACAAAAGGUACGGUAUAUAAUCUUAAUUUUCAGUUAAUCUCUAAUAUCAGAUUUAUUUUAGGUAAUUAUGUUGCCUAGGAUGGACACAUUCAAGGAAAUCAUUUUCACUCCUCGGAUAAUUGCAUUUAACCAAAGUUUCGUUCCAUUAGGAACUAGGAGCAAGCAAUAUCCAUUUGCUGUUGUAUGGCAUGAAGCCAUCUCAGGGCGAUCUAAGGAAGAUAUUGUCUCGGCAUUUUAUGCCUUUCUGUUAGCUAAUAGGGAUACCACAAAUAUCACAAUCUGGUUAGACAACUGCUCCAGCCAGAACAAGAACUGGACAUUGAUUUAUUUUUUAAUAUUCAUUGUAAAUUCGUCAGUAAUAGCUGCCGAAAGUGUAAUUUUGAAGUAUUUUCAGUCAGGGCACACAUUCAUGGCGGCAGAUUCGUUCCACCACCAAGUAGAAAUGUCACUUAUAAGAAUGAAGAAAGUUUAUGAUUUCAACGAUUUUAUACAAGCAGUUUCAAAUGCCAAUUCUUCUAAAGUUAAUGUACAUUCAAUGAAAAUUGGAGACUUUUUUAAAUUCACUGAUUAUAUAUCAAAACACAAGUUGAAAAAUAUGAACCCACGUGUUUAUUUAAAGGAUAUUGUAUCCUUGAAAUUUGAGAGGGGUAAAAAAAUUUUAUCGUAUAAAACUAACUUCGAAUCUGCAUAUACAGAUUUUAUAAAUCUUUUUUGA
This is a messenger RNA of Diabrotica virgifera virgifera (western corn rootworm), 900 nucleotides long. RefSeq lists its product as uncharacterized. The record is from RefSeq and is a predicted model, not a curated record. Bases 253 to 900 code for a protein of 215 amino acids. Lineage: Eukaryota; Metazoa; Arthropoda; Insecta; Coleoptera; Chrysomelidae. The transcript has a single exon.